UGCCUCGCAGAGAGUGUGAGAACGUGCUCUAAGUGGAUGUGUAAAUUAUUGUAUUAAAAUCUGAUACAAGUCUAAAAAAUAAGGUCUACUUUUACGUUUCGUUGCCACCCAGUUACGUAAAUCAAUUUUCUAAUCUGAGCUGUAUUAUUUAAUGUUUAUUACAGAUUUAAACAUGUUUAAUGCAUCAAAUGCCGGUUGUGUACCAGAAAGGGAAUUCCAUAAUAAUUGUCCAGCUCACAGAGCUUGCAGAGAUGGUGAUAUAGCUUCAUUAAGCAGAAUUUUGCAGUCUGAACCAAGUCUUGCAAUGAUGCAGGAUCCCUAUCGAGGUUUGACACCUAUUCAUUGGGCAGCACUCUUUGGACAUCUGGAUUGUAUAAGACAAGUUGCUUCUGUAGAACCUCGUGUUGUCAAUGUCCAGUCGUUCAGGUAUUUCUUAACCCCUAUACACUGUGCUUCUGAGGCUGGACAUCCACAUUGUGUUCUAUGGCUGUUGCAGGCAGGAGCAAAUCCUGAAGUCAAAGACGUUUCUGGGGAAACUGCUUUGCACAAAGCCUCAAGCAAAGGACAUGCGGAAUGUGUUAGUUUGUUAAUUGCAGCACCAUGUAAUGUUAGUGUUCAAAAUUCAAAUGGUCAGACAGCAAGUGCUUUAGCAGAAAUAUCUGGAUAUCCUGCCAUAGCGGAGUUUAUUCGAAAGAGUGAAUUUGCUUCGCUUAAUGACUUUCAAAGAAGAAUUCUUUCAGAACCAACUUUUACCAUGCAUAGAUUGAGUCGAAAAAGGACACAUGAUGCCAUGUACCAAGGAACAGUUAAGAGGAUAUGUUCAGGAGAUAUAUCUGAAAGGAUCAUGAGUACUCCCAUUGUGCCUCUGAGUGGAUUAAUGAAUCCAAUGCAAACUAGUGUUAUUGAACACGAAAAACUACGCAGAGAAGAAUGUGGUUAUUCAGAUUCUUUAAUGGAUAUGUAUUUUAGUGAAUUUCAUGGAUGUUAAAAAAAGUUGUUGGGUGUUAGUAAUUUUUUAAUAUUUUUUUCAAUGUUCAUUUCUGUUUGUUUUUGUACAAUAAAAUAUAAAACCAGA
Molecule: messenger RNA, 1075 nt
Organism: Stegodyphus dumicola
Lineage: Eukaryota; Metazoa; Arthropoda; Arachnida; Araneae; Eresidae
Molecular function (GO): protein binding
Source: RefSeq, a predicted model, not a curated record